CAUGGAAAAACCGUUUUUUUAAUGCACAUUUAACCCUUAAAACAAUAUUACAGGCAGUUUGUUAAGCCUGAGUCAGACAGCGGGCGGACAUGUGCGCUCCCCUUUUACCCAUGACCGCUGUAUUGUAGGGCGGUGCUGUCGCAAGUGGGCAGCACAGCAUCGUAAGGUUGUGUCCACCUCUCAUCCCCCUUUCUCUGUAAACCCUGCAGGAAAAAGAACGGAAGAUGGCAACUAAAGGACAACUGUUAGACGCGACGCCGUGCCAUUUUACAGCAACAGCAGACAUCGAUGCAUCAACAUAGGACAGGGGAUACGCGGAAAAUAACUAGAGGGGAAUGGUAGUCCGCAAAAAGGUUAAGAGAAAACAUUUGCAAUUUGAAGUCUGUAGCUUUUCCCAGGCGUCACUCGUCAGCAUCAGCAACACAUUGACAUUGCUUACGCUGCCUGGCUGGCCUAAUAUACAAAAUAUCAAAUUAUAAGUACCAGACUGAGAUUUCUCUUUGUUAUAGCUGCCCAGUGGAGCCUUCAAAUAAAUACCAAUCAACGGAUUUUUCUCAGUCUUACAAGAGAAAAAGGGAAGAAUGAGUGAGCAAAGCAUCUGCCAGGCCCGGGCAUCAGUCAUGGUCUAUGAUGACAGCAGCAAGAAGUGGGUGCCAAUCAAGCCUGGACAACAGGGCUUCAGCCGCAUCAACAUCUACCACAACACGGCAAACAACAGCUUCCGUGUGGUAGGCGUGAAGCUGCAGGACCAGCAGGUGGUCAUUAACUACUCCAUUGUGAGAGGACUGAAAUAUAAUCAGGCCACACCCACUUUUCAUCAGUGGCGAGAUGCCAGGCAGGUCUAUGGACUCAACUUUGCCAGCAAGGAAGAGGCUACCACUUUCUCAAAUGCAAUGCUCUUUGCCCUCAAUGUGUUGAAUAGUCAAGAUGGAGGACCCUCUGCUUCCUCGGUGCUCAGUGUGGCCCCCACCUCAAGUGUGCCUGCUGCCAUGCCUGCCCCCAUUGGCAUGUAUCUUCCACCUCCACCUCCUCCAGGGCCACCUCCACCUUCCACUGGACCACCUCCACCCCCACCUCCGCUCCCAGCAAGUGGAGCCCCAUGGGCACAGGGCCAGGUUGCCCAUACCCCCUCGGGCCUGGCAGCUGCGAUUGCUGGGGCGAAGUUGCGUCGUGUGCAGAGGUCUGACGACAGCGCCAAAGGGGACGCCAACCGGACGAGUGGUGGCCUGAUGGAGGAGAUGAACGCCCUGCUGGCCCGAAGAAGGAAAGCAGCAGAGAAGCCUGCAGAAAAGGAAGACAGCCAAAACGAAGACCUCAGCCUGUCUCCAUCCCCUGUAACACGUGGGGCAGAAGCCCAACGGAGGCCUUGGGAUCGAGCCAGUUCUGCAGACAGGUCAUCGCUUGUGUCAAGGGUACGACCUGUAGGGAGCAGCAGUGAUAUGGACGCCUUAGACUUUGACAAAAUGAAGCAGGAAAUCUUGGAGGAGGUUGUACGUGAAUUGCACAAGGUGAAGGAUGAAAUAAUCAAUGCCAUUAGACAAGAACUCAGUAGAAUUAGCACAACGUAAUCUCUGUGGAUGACGUAAGACAGCAGAAGGUGCCACGGUGCUGAGGGCCACCCGAUGGACACGACUGGCUGAGCGGCACUGAGCUGUCCACGUCAUAUCAUCAUGUUGCUAAAUUACCGGAAUGACCAAAAUUUUGGUGGAACGUAGUGAGUACCCCAUGUUUGCUGGAUGAAGGUGUGGAAAGGAGCUGGAGCAUCCGGGAGGCGCCGAGGCAGGAGGAGAUGUGGGAAGAGCCUGUUUCUCUGUGUUUUUAAUUGUUUUCUCUCUACACUUCUGGACACCCAUUUUAUCUCACUGCUUUCAGUCUGAAAAUGUUGAUAAAUUUUUUAUGGAUUUUUUCCCCCUGUAGGUUCCUUAUUAUUUUGCUGUAUUCAGAUCUCACACAGUCUGAUGUCACCCUAUUAUUUUAAUCCUUUGGAGGAAAAUACUGUUAGAAGCACACAGUCUGAACUCCGGUUAUGACCUCAGCAUACUUAUUUUAGUAUGUUUUUGUAUUCUUUUGCUAAAAAAUGUAUUACAUCACUGAAGUAACAAAAAAAUUAAACAAUGAAUAAUUAAAAAUAUCAACUGUCACUAGGAACACUGAAACUCUACACACCAGUCAUGAAUUUACUGGAGUACUUGUGGUCAUGUUAAUAAAACGUUUACUGGUUGCAGAAAUACGAAACAUUGCUCUACUCUACAUUCUUGUUUGACCAUGUUUAUAAAGUUUGAAAUUCACAUUUACACAUUAAUAAAAUUAAUAUUAACGUUGAUCGCAUUAAGAUUGAACUUUAGAGCAUUAGCAGAAAUGAGACUGCAAGUAUACAGUACACUCAUUUUAGACCACGUACGCUUGAACUGAUUUGUGGCAAUCCUGGAACACCGCAUGUAGAGAUCACACAGAUGUAUUGCAAAACUUGCAGUGUUUGUGACUGCAGUUUUUGCUAGGGGGUGGCAUGGUGUUGCAGUGGUUAGCACUGUUGUCUCACACCUCUGGGACUUGGGUUUGAGUCUGUGCUGGUGUUCCAUGUAUGUGGAGCUUGCAUGUUCUCUCCCUGUCAUCGUUGGGUUUUCUCCAGAUACUCCAGUUAGUCCCCAGAGUCCAAAAUCAUGCUGAGGUUAAACUGGAGUUUUUGGUGAACUUUUCCAUAGGUGUGACUGUGUGAGUGAAUGGAAUGUGAGGGUGCCCUGCAAUAUGUUAGCACCCCAAGUUAAACAUUCUGAAAGGUGGAAGGUAUCAAACAUGUUGUCCCAAGGCAGGGAGAUAAGCUGUAGUCUUAGGAGGGUAACACGUAUCCCUGUGAGAAGACUUCUGUGGCUCUCUGCAGUACAUUUGGUCAGUCAGUAUGUUUACAUGCACAGCUAAGUUGAGCUACAGAUAUACCUCGAAUAUGCCAUUUAAUCAGACUACUGUCCUUGUCCCAGUAUACAUGCACGGGAGGGGAAUCGAUUUAUUGACCAAAGUAUGUUUGACUCCGCUACAAUAGGUGCCGAUAUGGCUCUUUUCAGCUUGUUAGUAUUGAGCUUUUUCCAGUUGACCUAUUAUGUCACAGGCAUAAAAAAUAAUAACAUUUAAAAUAAUGGGUGUGUGGACAAAUAAAGUGACAAGCUUUAAUUGCGACAUAAAUUUCUCGCAAACCUGUCUAGGAGUGAUUUAAACAGGAAGGACUUGCAGCACUCAUGCAAAAGCAGAGGAGGUGAACUUUAAACUGAUUUUUAAACAUGUGCUAGAUAAUGUUGAAAAUGAAUAAUGAUAAAAAUUGUAAAACUUGCUAGGUUUUUUUUUCCUAUGUUGUAGCGAGACUUAAACUCCCUGCGCUAUAAUAUCCAUACCAAACUGAAGAAAAGAAAAAGCCUGAUACUGUAUUAAUCUAGCUGACUAGUAAUGUAAGAAUUAGAUAUAGUGAUAUAUAUAGUAUAAAGUGAAUAACACGUAAUACUGGUAUUAAUAUCGCACGUUGUCCAGUCCUACUACAGACAUUUUUAGAAUUUAGUACAAAAUACCCUCAUGUUGUGAUGUCAUUCGGCACCGGAACCAUUUUUUACACCAGUGGAAAACUAGCACCUAUACUGUACUUACCGUACAUUUUAUACUUUCUUGAAGAAAAAAGGUUAAGUGAUACCUUGGGCGGAGCUUAGUAGGGCUCCAUUUAUGACCUCAUAAGUGGGAGGGGGCGUAUCCCUUAUUCUGAUUAGUCGAGGGGUUAUGUCCAUAUAUGGUAUCAAACAUGCUUAUGCCACGUGUUGCAGAUAUGGUUUGGGAGAUAUGGGGGACCGGUAAACUU
Molecule: messenger RNA, 3835 nt
Organism: Brienomyrus brachyistius
Lineage: Eukaryota; Metazoa; Chordata; Actinopteri; Osteoglossiformes; Mormyridae
Product: ena/VASP-like protein
Exons: 11
Coding region: 582-1568 (328 amino acids)
Biological process (GO): protein homotetramerization; positive regulation of actin filament polymerization; actin polymerization or depolymerization
Cellular component (GO): cytoskeleton
Molecular function (GO): profilin binding; SH3 domain binding; actin binding
Source: RefSeq, a predicted model, not a curated record